Molecule: messenger RNA, 312 nt
Organism: Lachancea nothofagi CBS 11611
Lineage: Eukaryota; Fungi; Ascomycota; Saccharomycetes; Saccharomycetales; Saccharomycetaceae
Source: the annotation of a GenBank genome assembly
AUGGUCACUCAAAUCUCUUCUUCCGCUGACUUCGAUAAAGCCAUCCAAGCCGACAAAUUGGUCGUGGUAGACUUUUUUGCUACCUGGUGCGGUCCUUGCAAGAUGAUUGCUCCUAUGUUGGAAAAAUUCGCCGCUGAAUACUCUUCCGCUGACUUCUACAAGCUGGACGUUGACGAAGUGCCAGAAGUGGCCCAGAAAUCUGAAGUCUCAGCCAUGCCUACCAUUGUCUUAUUCAAGAGCGGAAAGGUCGUUGACAAGAUCGUUGGUGCCAACCCAGCGCUAAUCAAGCAGAAGAUUGCUGCCAACGCUUAA